This is a messenger RNA of Fusarium poae, 1113 nucleotides long. RefSeq lists its product as uncharacterized. The record is from RefSeq and is a predicted model, not a curated record. The transcript has a single exon. Bases 1 to 1113 code for a protein of 370 amino acids. Lineage: Eukaryota; Fungi; Ascomycota; Sordariomycetes; Hypocreales; Nectriaceae.
AUGCAAUUCUCGAUAGAGAGAGACGUACAACCAUACCGACUAGGAUGGUUAUCAGAAGAACCUGUUCUCCAAAACUUGAUCCACUUCCUGGAGUUUCGCUUUGAGUUCUCGACAGUCGAGUACGAAUCAGAAGACGAAGAGUUAGACGAACACUUGCGAUUUCUUGCACUGACUUUAACACUCAUCCGCAGUACAUUACCCAGAUGUUCCAACCUUGAAAUUCUGAAACUUGAUUUGGAUUCGGGCAGAUAUGCCAGCGGAAUCAGCAAUCUCCAGUUCGAGCGUUGGGUUCAGGAUACGCAGGAUCUUUUCCGAUCAUUUUGCAUGGCUGCCUACGGAUCCGGGCUUGGAAAGCUGGAAGAACUCUUUCUCCAUUUACCCAUUUCACGACCCUCUCAAAGCCUUCUCGAGGGUGCAAGUGAAGCGGAAAGUGCCGCGACUAGUGCUCUUUUCAAGCAACUUAAGCGCCUUACCUUGUUUCUUGCUAUCACAGAUGACGAUGAAGCGCUUGAUGAAUUUGCCGAGCCACCCGAUGAAUUUGCGCACAAUCUUGUCAGCUGCACUUAUCUUCAAGAAUUACUACAUCUGGCGCCAAAUCUCGACCAGCUUGUAAUUCGAGGCAUGGAUGAUCCACCAUUGACUGUCACUCCAUCAACUCUUCCGCAUUGUCAUCUUCGGCUACUAAAACUAUGUAAUAUAUUCAUAGCAGGAGAAACAAUCAUGGCGGUUAUCAAAAGAUGCAAGUCGCUUGAAGAUGUCAAUCUAAGAAAUGUCUAUUUACUGUCUGGUACGUGGGAAAGGGUCCUAACAGACUUGAGUAAGACCUCGAUUAUAGCAUUCCACAUUCAGUUUUGCGGCUAUGCUGUAACAUCAGAUGAUUCUGAAUUGGAGGACCUAUUAUUUGAAAACUUCCAUAUUACUACGGAUUGGAUCGAGGACCUUAAAGCCUGCGAGUCGGUGUUUUUGCAAGUGCCUGGAAACUUGCGCGAGAGAUACGGUAUCAACUUUGACGAGGUCGCUUACAAGGCGGAAAAGCCGACACAGACGGCAGCAAAACUUCGACACUACUUUGAAGGGAUAUUGAUGAAAAUGGAGGCCUCUAAGGGUGGUUGA